Symbiodinium necroappetens is the source of this 432-nucleotide messenger RNA. The record is from the annotation of a GenBank genome assembly. NCBI's taxonomy places the organism in Eukaryota, Dinophyceae, Suessiales, Symbiodiniaceae.
GUCUAUCGACCGCGUGCCGCGGUGCUGAAGGAUGCUGACAUCCAGGUCAUCACUCGGCCUGCAUUGGGCGGCUGCGGCACCCGUUUGGAGAUCAGACCGCACCGUCUGGGUGAAGGCCCAAAGCCGGAGGUCUCUGGGCUUGCAAGAGUUGGCUUCGAGACAGAUCCUGUGCUGCAUGCAACGGCGAGGUGCAACACGCCGGACCUUUUCCGGGAGAGCAAGUCGAUGGACCUGAAGAUCACACUUUGGUCGAACAAUGAGCGUGCUGCAUGGCUGAAGGACGACGAGCCCUUGGAAUGGAAUGACUUCGUGGAAGCAAACCGGCCAGACGCGAUGUGGGGGAACACCCAGGCAGGUUGUCAAAAGUGGUGCAGUUGUUUUAAUGUGUCACCUUGCUUGUUGCAAGGCGUCAACUGUUCCACUGCGCAUUGA